AGCUAACACUGGUGGGGCUCUCACUCUUCUCGUGUUCUUGCUCGGAGGCUUCAUCAUUCCAAAAGGUGAAAUCUCAAACUGGUGGGAGUGGGCUUACUGGGUUUCACCUUUGACUUAUGGUUACAAUGCCUUUACUGUGAAUGAACUAUUUGCUCCAAGGUGGAUGAACAAAAAGGCUUCGGACAACGUUACGAGCUUGGGAUAAAAACUGGUAUUGGAUUGGUGCAGCUGCUCUUUUAGGGUUUGCAAUGUUGUUCAACAUUCUCUUCACCUUCGCUCUCAUGUAUCUAAACCCCCUUGGGAAGCCACAGGCUGUAAUUUCAAAGGAAACUGCCAAAGAGCUGGAGGCUAACAAUGAGGGUUCCAAGGGUGAACCAAGGUUAAGGAGACCAAAAUCAAGCAAAGAUUCGUUCUCUCGAUCUCUGUCUUCUGUGGAUGCAAACAAUUCGAAAAUGGAAAUCAAAAGAUUGAGCAGUCGAACCAAUCCCAACGGAAUGAGCAGGAAUGAUUCUUCUGUUGAUGCCGCCAGUGGUGUUGCUCCCAAGAGAGGAAUGGUUCUUCCCUUCACUCCUCUGGCAAUGUCGUUCGACACUGUCAAUUACUAUGUUGAUAUGCCGCCAGUAAGUUCCCUUUUCCACUCUCAACAACUCUUUUUAGUUACCACUACAUCAAUACGACUAUAAGCUUAUCAUCCAAAACAAAAGCAAAAUAAAUACAUAAACCUUAUAAUUGUUACCGUAGAGCAUGGU
Messenger RNA from Hibiscus syriacus, 749 nucleotides. RefSeq names its product ABC transporter G family member 42-like. The record is from RefSeq and is a predicted model, not a curated record. Bases 249 to 683 code for a protein of 144 amino acids. Lineage: Eukaryota; Viridiplantae; Streptophyta; Magnoliopsida; Malvales; Malvaceae. The transcript has 5 exons.